AUGGACGACUACCUCGCCCCGCUCGCCGGGCACCCCAUCCUGAGGGGCAGCAGCUCCUUCACCUUCCUCAUCCUCAGCCAGCACCAGCUCAUCACCGCCACACACCCGGAACUCAGGCUGCUCUCGCUGGCCGCGCUCAAGACCCGCCCCGAGAGCCACCGCCAGUACUCGCUGCUCGUCCCCAACCCCCCCUCAGCCCUGCCGACGGGGCCCGUCACCACCCUCAGCGCCAACCCCAGCGAGCGGCUGCUGGCCGUGUGCUCGGCCGACCAGCUCGCAGUCCUCAGCCUCCCCCGCACAGAGGAACACGCCGGCCCCUCCAGGCAGAUCGAAUGCCCGACGACGCCCGUCCGGACCGAGCCCGGCCUGCCGAUCGCCAAGCUGCUCUGGCACCCCUGGAGCCAUCGCGCCAGCACCCUGCUCGUCCUCUACCCAACCGGCAUCCUCCACGAGUUCGACAUCGCCACAGACGCACUCCACCCGGCCCAGACUAUCAACUUCAACUCGCCCUACAGCCUCCUGGGCCCCCCCGCGCCCAUCGCAUCCAGCCCAUCCUUCGACGGCCAUCCCUCGCUGAUCUCCAGCUUCCAGCAGGUCUCCUUAAACCCCAAAAGACAGCCAUCGCAUCACCCCCCCAGCAAAUCCAAACCUAGGCUCUCCUCCGCAUCUAUCCCACCCCCCGCCAGGCACCAAUCUGGCCCCCACAGGUCUACUUCCCGAGGAACCUAUGGAGCCGCACAUGCCGCCUCAUCCACCGCCGUCUCAAUAUGCUUCGGAGCUGGCACCGGCGACUGGGGUCCUCUAACACUCUAUGCGAUCAUGCUCAAUGGGGACAUGUAUGCCAUCUGUCCCUACCUACCCAAGAACGCGGUGAUUCCACUUUCCUACAGGAAUUCAUUGCUGUUCUUCUUGACGGCCAAGCUCGAGUCGAUCUAUACUACAGCCGGCACGGGGAAGAAACUGAUGGACAUCCAGGGACCUUUAGAGCAAUCGCUAGACUAUCUGAACUCGCUCUCGGACGUCCCAGACGAGCCGAUAGACGAGCUGGAUUCCGAGGAGGAGCAUGGCCCGGAGGAAGGGGCGAAAAGGAAUCGGAGGAAGGAGCGGUUCAAGGCGCUCGUCACCCCGCUCCGUCAAGGCCCGUUCUUACUGACUCCCUCGCCGAUCGAGACGAACGAGAACGAGGAGGAAACCGUGUCCGAUCUGCUCCAUUUCCGCUACUCAGCAUUAUCAUCCACACGCCAGAGGAACUCGGCCGCUGCUGAACCUAACCCUGCGGAUCCGAAUAACGCUGGCGUGGGCGUGUUCGUGAUAGCCUACCAGAGCCGACUCGACGUCUGCAUAGAAGUCGAGAAAAUCGAGCCGCGCUGGGUGCCCUCUUCGGAUGCGAAUACCAAAGCAGGAAAGCCGACGACGACGACGACGACUGAGCUGCCGAUGCUGCUCACCUACGAAUCCAUCGAUCUGCACCUCAGGGACGGGCCCUCGGAGAUGAUCCGGGAGUUAAGUCCGCUGCGGAUGACCUUAGACGUGCGCUACAAGGACAUGAUCUACGUGUCCCAUGUGCGCGGACUCCAUGUGGUGUUGAUGCAGCCCUGGCUGGAGGGUCUUUUGGAGGGGGAGGUCGACGCGGGCCAUAAGAACAAGAGGGGCAGCCUGGUCAGCUGGCUGAUCCAGUCCUAUGGCAGCGGCUUUGGGAUCGCCGGCGUGAGCAUCGUUGACGACGCGUAUCUGGGCUGCAAUCUCCUGGCGUUCACCGACAUUGGCCAGUUGAUCCCGAUACCGUUCAGCCAUAGGCUCGCGCCGCCUCCGGCGGCGGCCGCCACAGCGGACACCAAAGGCCCACUCGAGCAGCUCAUGGCCGCGCCCCCGCUCUUACGCCGCUCGACCAGUCGGGGCGCGUCGGGCUUGUUAGGCGAAGUCUGGACGGUCCCGGCGCCUUUGGCGAGCAAUGCCCGGGGACCAGGGCUCAAUGGGCCCCCACCCACCUCAGCAACCACCGCGUCAGCCGCACUUAAACACGCACACGAAGUGUCCGCUCAGGUGGACCAGUACAUCCGGCGUCUGGUCGAAGCCAUCAACCUGGGGCAAGACAGACUGACGCUCCAGAUCAAAGAGUUCCAAUGCCAGAUCCGAAAACUGGCGCACUACCCGACCUGUCUCAACGCGCUCAACCAACACUCGCAGGCCCAACUUGGGCGGAUCCAGGCCAUCGAGCGCGGCCAGAAAGCGCUGCUCAAAAAGGCCGACCUCGUCCUCCAGAAACUCGCCGACGACCGCAAUCGCAUCCUCUCGAGGGAAGAGACUCGGUGGUUCGCCGAGCUAGAUCGGAUGGCCCUCGAGGUCUUCGGCGACCCUGACGGGGACAGAAGAGGGCUCAAAGCGUCCAUCGACCAGCUGAAGAGUCAGUUGGAAGCGACCAAGGCGCGUCUCCGUGCCGACUCGCAACCCGCGCCGGGCCUCGAAGCGGGCCAAGGGAAGAGCACGACGAUGGCGGCCAAGAAGACGAUGGGCGAGAGUCAACUGGUGCCGAUAUACCACAAGCUGGAACAAGCGAACGGGUGCUUGGCCGUUAUCCAUGAUCAGAUCAACAAGAUUAACAAAACGCUGGCCAACAAGCCGGCCGCGUAA
Messenger RNA from Puccinia triticina, 2631 nucleotides. RefSeq lists its product as uncharacterized. The transcript is spliced from 4 exons. NCBI's taxonomy places the organism in Eukaryota, Fungi, Basidiomycota, Pucciniomycetes, Pucciniales, Pucciniaceae. The record is from RefSeq and is a predicted model, not a curated record. Gene Ontology annotation, cellular component: nuclear pore. Gene Ontology annotation, molecular function: structural constituent of nuclear pore. The coding region runs from base 1 to 2631 and encodes 876 amino acids. Gene Ontology annotation, biological process: mRNA export from nucleus; protein import into nucleus; ribosomal large subunit export from nucleus.